CCAUCCGCACCGGCAGAACCCCUCGCCGUCGCCCGUUUCGCGCUCGCGCGUCGAUUUGGCGGCGGCGCGACUCCGCAUCCCGCACCGCCGAGUGGCCAACGCCGGCCGGCCGGCCGGGCUAGCGCGCGCGGCGCCGUGUUCGCCCGACCUCGUGGGGAAAUACGGAGGCAAAGAGCCAAGCAAAACUCGUGCAACCCCUGCCGCAACCAAAGCCGCCGCGAUGAGGAGGCGCCCAGAUCCCCGUCUCGUCCGGUCCCUCGCCACUGCCUCCACCUCACCCGCCGCGCCAACCCCGCCCCCGGCCUCGAAGCCGCCCCGCCCCGCCGCGCCGUUCCUCGCCGUGCUCCUGCGCCGGGGCCGCGCGGUCGCCGCGUCGCUCCUCAACCGCCGCCUCCGCGCGGCGCCCGCCCCGGAGGCCCGCGCCCUGCUCUCCGCGCUCCCGUCCGUCCGCGACGCCGUGUCCUACAACACCGUCCUUGCCGCGCUCUGCCGCCGCGGGGGCGACCUCCCCGCGGCGCUCUCCCUCCUCGGCGACAUGUCGCGGGAGCCCCAGCCGGGCGCCCGCCCCACCGCCGUCUCCUACACCGCGGUCAUGCGCGGGCUCUGCGCGGCGCGGCGCGCGGACGAGGCCGUCGGCUUGCUCCGGACCAUGCAGGCCCGCGGCGUCCGUCCCGACGUCGUCACGUACGGCACGCUCAUCCAGGGGCUGUGCGACGCCGCGGAGGUCGACGGGGCCGUGGAGCUGCUGAAUGAGAUGUGCGGCAGUGGUAUCGAGCCGAACGUGGUUGUGUACAGCUGCUUGCUGCGGGGGUACUGCAAGUCCGGCCGGUGGCAGGACGUAGGCAAGGUGUUUGAGGAAAUGUCCCGGCGGGGGAUUCAGCCGGAUGUUAUCAUGUUCACUGGUUUAAUCGACAGCCUGUGUAAAGAGGGGAAGACAGGAAAGGCCGCAAAGGUGAAGGACAUGAUGGUGGAGCGGGGCUUGGAGCCAAAUGCAGUGACAUACAAUGUGCUAAUCAAUUCCCUGUGCAAGGAAGGAUCGGUGAGGGAGGCAAUGACACUAAAGAAGGAGAUGGUACAAAAAGGGGUGGCGCCGGAUGCUGUGACAUACAACACCCUGAUUGCUGGUCUUUCUGGCGUGCUCGAGAUGGAUGAGGCAAUGGGAUUGCUUGAGGAGAUGAUCCAAGGUGAUAUUGUGGUUGAGCCUGAUGUGUUCACGUACAACUCGGUUAUACAUGGACUAUGUAAGAUUGGUCGGAUGUUCCAAGCAGUCAAAGUUCGUGAGAUGAUGGCUGAGAGGGGGUGUCUGUGUGACUUGGCGACCUACAAUUGUCUGAUUGGUGGAUUCCUUAGGGUCCACAAAGUUAAGAUGGCUAUGAUGCUAAUGAAUGAGCUGGCUAGUUCUGGAUUGAAUCCUGAUUCAUUCACCUAUAGCAUUCUGAUAAAUGGCUUCAGCAAGAUGUGGGAAGUUGACCGUGCGGAAAAGUUCUUGUGUACAAUGAGAGAAAAUGGCUUAGAACCUGAGCUAGCUCACUAUAUUCCUUUGCUUGCAGCUAUGUGUCAACAGGGAAUGAUGGAGCGGGCUACCAUUUUGUUCAAUGAAAUGGAUAAGAACUGCAGGCUUGAUGUUGUCGCAUAUAGCACAAUGAUCCAUGGUGCUUGCAAAUCUGGGGAUAAAAAAAUGGUUAAACAAUUGAUUAAAGAUAUGCUUGGUGAGGGUCUGACUCCUGAUGCCGUGACAUAUUCUAUUAUAAUCAACAUGUUUGCAAAAUUUAGUGACCUAGAAGAAGCCGAGAAGGUUCUUAGACAGAUGACUGCGAGUGGCUUUGGACCUGACGUUGCUGUUUUUGAUUCACUGAUCAAAGGUUACAGUGCUGAAGGCCAGAUAAACAAGGUUCUGGAAUUAAUUAGUGAAAUGAGAGCCAAGAAUGUAGCUCUUGAUUCUAAAAUUAUAUCUACUAUUGCCACUUCUCUGACAGAUGAACAUAAAAAAAUGCUACUGGAGGUGCUACCCGAUUUCUCUAAAGAACUGUUGCAAGGCAACACCGCCCCAGGAGUUCAUGAACUCACUAUGUAAAUGAUGCCCUGCACUUUGAACCUGGUGUCUCUGGAUGAACCCGAAUCCAUGUUCUUGUGUACAGAUAGCCUGCAUAUUUGAAGGCUAAUGUAUGUGUGCCUAUGUUUGAUGUUCUGUUCAGUUCACUUUACAUGAUUUAUCUGUGUGAAGUUGAGGUGGCAAUGACCCUAGAUUUGUUGUUAGUGGUACUGGUGGGUCUCAAAAAAUUGCUUAUCGCACAUUCGUUUUUUAGUGUACAGAUGCUGGCUGUAUCAUUUAGUCAGGCUGCCGCCAGUGGUAUGUGAGAGAAACUGUUGUAAUUUUGAAGUCUGGGCUAACUUGGUUGUCAAACCAUUAGAGAGGUAAUCCUAUAAAAGCUAGUUCAGUUGGGAGAACUCAUUUCUGUAGCAUCUCUUUGAUGGCGGAUACAUUUUAAGCUCUGUCUUUUUGUUCUUCAAUCUCCAAUAUGAAAUUUUGAUCUCA
This is a messenger RNA of Panicum virgatum (switchgrass), 2536 nucleotides long. RefSeq names its product pentatricopeptide repeat-containing protein At4g28010-like. The transcript has a single exon. The record is from RefSeq and is a predicted model, not a curated record. The coding region runs from base 221 to 2074 and encodes 617 amino acids. Lineage: Eukaryota; Viridiplantae; Streptophyta; Magnoliopsida; Poales; Poaceae. Gene Ontology annotation, molecular function: protein binding.